AUGGCUCAAGAAAUCCAACUCCACACUCCCACACCACCACCACCACCACCACCACAACAACAAUCACCACCACCUUCAACCUCUCCGGCCACAAAACCCAAAACAAAAACCCUCACACUCCUUCCUCUCGUCUUCAUCAUCUACUUCCAAGUCUCCGGGGGCCCCUACGGAGCCGAAGACACCGUUCACGCUGCCGGUCCACUCUUAUCCCUUGUUGGCUUCCUCCUCCUUCCCUUCCUCUGCUGCCUCCCUGAAGCCCUCAUCACCUCUGAGCUCACCUCUGCCUUCUCCUCCUCCAACUCUGGCUUCGUCCUAUGGGCUUUCCAAGCCUUCAACUCCCCUUUCACUGCCUCCUUCACCGGCUUUCUCAAGCUCCUCAGCUCUACCAUAAACUCCGCCACCUUCCCCAACCUCUGCUCUGACUAUCUCUCCUCCACCUUCCCUUCUCUGGCUUCCGGCGUUCACCGUUCCCUCUUCAUCACCAUCCUUAUCCUUCUCCUCUCCUUCAUCAACUUCACAGGCCUAGACGUCGUCGGUUACUUCGCUAUCGCUAUCGGAAUCAUCUCCCUUCUUCCCUUCGUUCUCAUGACGUUCAUCGCUACUCCGGCUGUGGUUCCGGCGAGGUGGACGGCGGUGAGGAAGAAGAUUGAUUGGGGUCUUUAUUUGAACACUUUGUUUUGGAACUUGAAUUAUUGGGACAAUGCCAGCACCCUCGCCGGCGAGGUUCAGAACCCUCAGAGAACUUUUCCGGCUGCCAUGCUCUUCGCCGGAGUACUCACUUGUGUUUCUUAUUUUGUUCCGUUGCUCGCCGUCACCGGCGCCCUCUCCGUCUCCGAUGAUCGAUGGAGUGAUGGUUUCUUUGCUGAAGCUGCAGGGAUGAUAGGAGGGAAAUGGCUGAAGAUAUGGACACAAGCAGGAGCAGUGUUAUCAGCCAUUGGACUUUAUGAAGCUCAACUCAGUAGUAACACCUUCCAACUCUUAGGAAUGGCAGAGCUUGGCCUCCUCCCCAAAGCCCUCUCCAAAAGAUCCAAAUGGUUCAACACUCCAUGGCUCUCCAUCUUGAUUUCAACUCUAAUCACUCUCAGCAUCUCAUUCCUUAGCUUCUCCCACAUCAUUGCCUCUGCUAACUUCCUUUACAAUCUUGCCAUGCUCAUCGAGUUUGCCGCCUUUAUUCGACUCAGAAUUAAGUUCCCUGAGCUCAAAAGGCCUUAUAAGGUUCCGAUGGGGACUGCCGGAGUGAUCGGCAUGUGCGCCGUGCCCUCGGUCAAAAGAGUGUUUUAA
Dioscorea cayenensis subsp. rotundata (Guinea yam) is the source of this 1281-nucleotide messenger RNA. Its product is annotated as probable polyamine transporter At3g13620. Gene Ontology annotation, cellular component: membrane. Gene Ontology annotation, molecular function: transmembrane transporter activity. Gene Ontology annotation, biological process: transmembrane transport. The record is from RefSeq and is a predicted model, not a curated record. The transcript has 3 exons. NCBI's taxonomy places the organism in Eukaryota, Viridiplantae, Streptophyta, Magnoliopsida, Dioscoreales, Dioscoreaceae. The coding region runs from base 1 to 1281 and encodes 426 amino acids.